Messenger RNA from Brassicogethes aeneus, 315 nucleotides. The record is from the annotation of a GenBank genome assembly. NCBI's taxonomy places the organism in Eukaryota, Metazoa, Arthropoda, Insecta, Coleoptera, Nitidulidae.
AUGCGACAGUCCGUCACACAGCAGUCCUGCUACGUACACAUUUUUAGUUGGGCGGAUCGGGCGAAAGAGGGCGCUACAGUCGCCGGAAGGCAGUUCACCAUUGAGGGUACCAUGAUAACAAUGGAGUGUCAGCCAGGGGGUCAUGGGGGUCACCUGGGGCACUCCAUGAUGUUAGACCCCUCAGGAGGAGGCAUGCACCAGCAAGACCAGGACCACAAAAAGAAGAAUAGCGGCAGCAAGUCUAGUGACCUAAGUCGUUACCGUCGACCUGUCACGCCCCCUGUUAUGCAACCGUUGCACUCUGUGUCAACAUAG